AACAUCUAAUCAAGUUUGUGCGGCCUUUCUCCCACUGACAAAACAGUGCGAAGGACUUUGCAUUGGCACUCAACGUUAUUAGUGUGGCUGGAUAAUAGAAUAUAGCAGCCAUGCCGGGUAAAGAUCCUAAUAAGCCGAGGGGAAAGACGUCAUCCUACGCGUUCUUCGUCCAGACGUGCCGGGAAGAACACAAGAAGAAAAAACCAGGAACUUCGGUUAACUUCGCAGAGUUCUCCAAGAAAUGCUCAGAGAGGUGGAGGACAAUGUCUGCGAAGGAGAAGGUCAAAUUUGAGGACAUGGCCAAGGGUGACAAGGUCCGUUAUGACAAGGAGAUGAAGGGUUAUGUACCCCCCAAGGGAACCAAGGGAGGAAAGAGAAAGAAGGACCCCAACGCCCCCAAGAGGCCACCAUCCGCGUUCUUCGUGUUCUGCGCGGACCACCGUGCAAAAAUCAAGAGCGAGAACCCUGGGAUUGGCAUCGGAGAUAUUGCCAAGCAGCUGGGUCUGCUGUGGGGCAAGCAGACGCCCAAAGACAAGCAACCGUAUGAGGCCAAGGCUGCCAAGCUGAAGGAGAAGUAUGAGAAGGACAUUGCAGCCUACCGUGCGAAGGGAGGGGCCAGCGCUCCAGCAGCCAAGAAGAGUGGGCCUGGCAGGCCAGCUGGUGGCAAGAAGGCGGAGCCCAUGGAUGACGACGACGAGGAUGAUGACGAGGAAGAGGAUGACGAGGAGGAAGACGAGGAGGAUGACGAUGAGGAUGACGACUAAACUGCCUGGAAACUUGAGAGCUCGAGUAUUUGUGUAACAAUGUGAACCUUCCAAUGCAAUGUAACAUUAUAGCAUUUUGGAUAUUUUCAGAGGAUGUACAGUGAUGUGCACAGGCUGCAGUAAUACACGCCAAGGUCAUAUUGUGCUGUUUGUAAGUUAAAGGCUACAUUUUCUCAAAGCACUGCUUUUUUUUGUUUGGAUAGUGGUGGUAUGUUUUCCCCCAUCCCUAUACUGAUUGUUUCCACUGAUUUUUAAGAAAUACAAGGAACAAUUUGUAGAAGUUUGCAACCCAUUUUUAAUGUGGAACUAUAAAACUGUUUCCGUGUAGAACGAUUUUUUUUUUUAUAAUAAAAUUUUGUAUAUUAUGAUUAA
Messenger RNA from Esox lucius (northern pike), 1136 nucleotides. It is a transcript of the gene hmgb2a, whose product is annotated as high mobility group box 2a. Gene Ontology annotation, molecular function: DNA binding, bending. The transcript has 5 exons. Gene Ontology annotation, biological process: regulation of transcription by RNA polymerase II. The record is from RefSeq and is a predicted model, not a curated record. NCBI's taxonomy places the organism in Eukaryota, Metazoa, Chordata, Actinopteri, Esociformes, Esocidae. The coding region runs from base 111 to 764 and encodes 217 amino acids.